AUGGCAGAUAAGAUUCCGAGAUAUGGCAUCAACAAUUUCAUGGAGGAUAUAAAUACAGAAGACUCCAUGGAGAUGGAGGCUACUACGGAAAGACCAAAUAAUAACCAAGCAAAUAUGAUCUCCAACUCCAACAUAAUUUCCACUGCUCAAAAUACAUACCAGAUCUUCGCGGGUUCCUGGAAUGUUGGAGGUGUUUCACCUCCAGAGUACUAUUUGGACAUACAAGGUUGGCUCCGACCUAAUAAUAUUAACCCUCCAGCUAAUAUCUACGUCCUUGGGUUCCAAGAAAUUGUACCACUGAAUGUGGGAAAUGUUGUGCGAUCCGAAAACCGCAAAGUUUGUGAGAAAUGGAAUUCGUUGAUCGGAGCUGCUCUUAACGAUAAGAAGAAUAAGAUUACAGAAGACAAAGAAGAAGAAGAAGAAGAAGGAGGAGACGAUGAAGAAGAUUUCCGAUGCAUCAUUAGUAGGCAAAUGGUUGGAAUAUUUAUAUCUGUUUGGGUUUCAAGUGAUCUAUGCCAAUACAUAAGACAUCUCAGUGUCUCAUGUGUUGGCUGUGGUAUCAUGGGUUACCUAGGGAACAAGGGUUCGGUGUCAGUGAGAUUUUGGUUACAUGAAACAAGCUUUUGUUUUGUGUGUAGCCAUCUAGCUUCUGGUGGUAAGAAAGGAGAUGAGAGACGAAGAAAUGCAGACGUCGCUGAGAUUUUGUCUCGAACAACCUUUCCUGCAGGACCUUUCACUAAUUUCUCCACAAAAAUUCUUGAUUACGAUAGGGUAAUUUGGCUUGGAGACCUAAACUACAGAAUCUGCUUGCCUGAUGCCACAACGCAAUAUCUUGUGGAGAAGCAAAAGUGGAACCUUUUGUUGGAAUAUGAUCAGCUUAAGGUGGAGCUCAUGGAAGGACGUGUAUUCGAAGGUUGGCAUGAAGGACUAAUAAACUUUGCUCCAAGCUACAAAUAUUACCCAAAUUCGGGGCUUUACUUUGGCUGUGAUCAGAAGAGAAAAUACAAAAGGCGUGCUCCGGCAUGGUGUGAUCGAAUACUAUGGUUCGGGAAGGGACUCGAGCAAAAGCAGUAUGAAAGAGUCGAAUCAAGAUUAUCAGACCAUAGACCCGUCCGAGCGAUUUUUAUGGCAGAAACUGAGGUCUUGAGAGCUCCUAAAGGAAUUCACAGCUGAGAGCUCCUAAAAGAUUUCACAGCUUUAUGUCGGACGUAUUUAGAACUAAUUUGGAUGUACUUUUAAAUGACUAAAAGCGCUUUUGGUGAAAAAUGUUUUUGAAACCAAUCCUCAGUAAAAAUGCAAGUAAAUCAUGAAAAAGCUAGAAGAAGCACAUAGUUGGUGUUUCUUGCAGAAAACACAGUGCUUUUGGAACCGAAAAACACUUUCUCUAAAAGUGCUUUCAGCCAUUUUAAAAGUACAUUCAAACGAGCCCUUAUUUGCUUGCCAAAUGAUUUCGAAGAAUAUUUUAAUGACAAAUAUUCAUGUAAAUGGAGAUCAAGCUUCCAUUAUUGAGCAUAAA
Messenger RNA from Malus domestica (apple), 1516 nucleotides. RefSeq names its product type IV inositol polyphosphate 5-phosphatase 9-like. Gene Ontology annotation, biological process: phosphatidylinositol dephosphorylation. NCBI's taxonomy places the organism in Eukaryota, Viridiplantae, Streptophyta, Magnoliopsida, Rosales, Rosaceae. The record is from RefSeq and is a predicted model, not a curated record. Gene Ontology annotation, molecular function: inositol-polyphosphate 5-phosphatase activity; phosphatidylinositol-3,4,5-trisphosphate 5-phosphatase activity; phosphatidylinositol-4,5-bisphosphate 5-phosphatase activity.